Molecule: messenger RNA, 3405 nt
Organism: Schistocerca americana (American grasshopper)
Lineage: Eukaryota; Metazoa; Arthropoda; Insecta; Orthoptera; Acrididae
Product: cysteine-rich, acidic integral membrane protein-like
Exons: 3
Coding region: 1-3405 (1134 amino acids)
Source: RefSeq, a predicted model, not a curated record
AUGAAGCAGCAUGAAGAUACUAAAAGCAUGAGGGAUCCAGACAAAGGAUUACGAAGGAAACGAAGGAAAGGGCACGGGUUCCGCUACGAAGAGCAAGUCAUCGCACUGGUCUUCCUCCGCUGCCUCACAAAACAGCUGCCAAACUUCGAGCUGGCGUCCGAUAACCGCAGUGUUUGGCACAUAUUUGACGACAUCGUUGUUACAUGGAACAGCGUGGACAAUCUGGGUGAAAAAUACAUCUUGCUGGUGCAGUUGAAACAUAAGGUGUCUAAGAAACAUAAAAUACUCACGGAAGCUGACCUGUUUCCAAAGAAGAAAAACAAAUCCAAUGAUAAUUUACUUGCUAAUGACUGGACCAACGCGUUCGCCAAUGGCUGGGCCGAUGACUGUGCUGAUGACUGGCUUAAUGAUUGUGCCAAUGACUGUGCUGAUGACAGUGGCAAUGACUGUGCAAAUGACUUUCCUGUUGACUGCACUGAUGACUUUGCUGAUUGGGUUGAGGAGUGGCCUUAUGACCACGUUAGUGACAGUGGCAAUAAAUGCUCUGAUGACUGUGCUGACUCUGCUGAUGACUGGCUUAAUGAUUGUGCCAAUGACUGUGCUGAUGACAGUGGCAAUGACUGUGCAAAUGACUUUCCUGUUGACUGCACUGAUGACUUUGCUGAUUGGGUUGAGGAGUGGCCUUAUGACCACGUUAGUGACAGUGGCAAUAAAUGCUCUGAUGACUGUGCUGACUCUGCUGAUGACUGGCUUAAUGAUUGUGCCAAUGACUGUGCUGAUGACAGUGGCAAUGACUGUGCAAAUGACUUUCCUGUUGACUGCACUGAUGACUUUGCUGAUUGGGUUGAGGAGUGGCCUUAUGACCACGUUAGUGACAGUGGCAAUAAAUGCUCUGAUGACUGUGCUGACUCUGCUGAUGACUGGCUUAAUGAUUGUGCCAAUGACUGUGCUGAUGACAGUGGCAAUGACUGUGCAAAUGACUUUCCUGUUGACUGCACUGAUGACUUUGCUGAUUGGGUUGAGGAGUGGCCUUAUGACCACGUUAGUGACAGUGGCAAUAAAUGCUCUGAUGACUGUGCUGACGAUUGUUCUGACAGCUGGGCUUAUGGCUGGGCCAAUAACUCUGCUGAUGACAGUGCUAAUGACUGUUCUGAUGACUCUGCUGAUGACUGUGGUGAUGACCGCGAUGAUGACAGUUCCAAUGACUGUGACAAAGGCUUGGCCGUUGACUGGGCUGACGAAUGGACCAAUGUCUGUGCAAAUGACUAUGCCAGUGACUGUGUUGUUGAUUGCGCGAGUUAUUGUGCUGGUGACAAUGAUUAUGACUGUUCCAAUGACUCUGCUGACGAUGGUAAUUAUGACUGUUCCAGUGACUCUGCUAAUGACUGUGCUGAUGGCUGGGCUGAGGUCUGGCUCAGUGGCUGGGCCAGUGGAUGUGCUGGUGACAGUGGGAAUGACUGUCACAAUGAAUAUGACAAUAAGUGUGCUGAUGGCUCUCCUGAUGAUUGGACUCAUGACUCUUGCAAUGACAGUGAUAAUGGCUGUGCCAAUGACAGUGAUGAUGACAGAGCAAAUGACAGUGAUGAUGACAGUUCCAAUGACUGUGACAAAGGCUUGGCCAUUGACUGGGUUGACGAAUGGACCAAUGUCUGUGCGAAUGACUAUGCCAGUGACUGUGUUGUUGAUUACGCCAGUUAUUGUGCUGGUGACAAUGAUUAUGACUGUUCCAAUGACUCUGCUGACGAUGGUAAUUAUGACUGUUCCAGUGACUCUGCUAAUGAAUGUGCUGAUGGCUGGGCUGAGGUCUGGCUCAGUGACUGGGCCAGUGGAUGUGCUGGUGACAGUGGGAAUGACUGUCACAAUGAAUAUGACAAUCAGUGUGCUGAUGGCUCUCCUGAUGAUUGGACUCAUGACUCUUGCAAUGACAGUGAUAAUGGCUGUGCCAAUGACAGUGAUGAUGACAGAGCAAAUGACAGUGAUGAUGACAGUUCCAAUGACUGUGACAAAGGCUUGGCCAUUGACUGGGCUGAUGAAUGGACCAAUGUCUGUGCAAAUGGCUAUGCCAAUGACUGUGUUGUUGAUUACGCCAGUUAUUGUGCUGGUGACAAUGAUUAUGACUGUUCCAAUGACUCUGCUGACGAUGGUAAUUAUGACUGUUCCAGUGACUCUGCUAAUGAAUGUGCUGAUGGCUGGGCUGAGGUCUGUCUCAGUGACUGGGCCAGUGGAUGUGCUGGUGACAGUGGGAAUGACUGUCACAAUGAAUAUGACAAUCAGUGUGCUGAUGGCUCUCCUGAUGAUUGGACUCAUGACUGUUGCAAUGACAGUGAUAAUGGCUGUGCCAAUGACAGUGAUGAUGACUGUGACAAAGGCUCGGCCAUUGACUGGGCUGAUGAAUGCGCCUAUGACUCUGCCAAUUGUGGCGAUGAAUGCGCCAUUGAAUGGGCUGACAACUGGGCCAAUGACCAUGCCGUUGACAGUACCAAUGACUGUGCCAAUGAUUGUGCUGAUGAAUGUGACUGUUAUUCUGUCAAUGACUGUGCUGAUUAUUGGACUGAUGACCGUGCCUGUUACUGUGCUGAUGACAGCGCCAAUGACACUGCCAGUGACAGUUCUGAAGACUGGGCUGAUGACUGUGUCAAUGAGAAAGCCAAUGAGAAUGCCGAUGUCUAUGCCAAUGUCUAUGCCAAUGACUAUAGUGAUGACAAUGCCAAUUACUGUUCCAGUGUCAAUGAUGAUGAUUGUGACAAUGACUAUAUCUAUGAGCAUAGCAAUGACUAUGCGAAUAACAGUGCUAAUGACUGCUCUGAUGACUGUUCUCAUGACUGGAAUAAUGAAUGGACUGAUUGCCGGGUCAGUGAGAGUGCCGAAGACAGUGCCAAUGUUUGUAAUGAUGACAGCACUGAUGACUGUGCCGACGACACUGCCAAUAACACUGCAAAAGACGGUGUUGAUGACUAUGUCAAUGACUAUGCCGAUGAAAGUGUCGAUGAUGCAAAUGACUAUGCUGAAGAAAGUGAUGACAAUUAUGCUGAUGACUACGUCAAAGAAAAUGCCGAUGACUACGCUGAAGAAUAUGACGAUGACUAUGCCGAAGACUAUGCCGACGACAAUGUCGACAAUUAUGCUGACAACAGCGGCAACAAAGACACUGAAGAAAAUGCCGAUUACUAUCUCGAUUACUAUGCUGACAGCUAUUCCAAUGACUAUUCUGACAACUCUACCGACAUUUAUGCCUACGGCUAUACUGCUGAGUACGCAGAGAACUGUGGCUUCGACUAUGCCGACGACUAUGACGAGGAACGACUCUUCGACGAUCCUGCACAAGACUACAUGCCUGAAAUUCUUGAAGGAGGGCAGAACCUUUAUUUGUCUUUACCGCAUCAUGAUGCGCAGUUAUGGCAUUAG